Molecule: messenger RNA, 1908 nt
Organism: Anopheles coustani
Lineage: Eukaryota; Metazoa; Arthropoda; Insecta; Diptera; Culicidae
Product: beta-galactosidase-like
Exons: 7
Coding region: 1-1908 (635 amino acids)
Biological process (GO): carbohydrate metabolic process
Cellular component (GO): vacuole
Molecular function (GO): beta-galactosidase activity
Source: RefSeq, a predicted model, not a curated record
AUGGCAGACAAAUUGAGCGGUUUUGUGUGCUUGGUGGUACUCCUGGUGGCGCCCAGCGCGGUGGAAAUGCGCUCGUUCAGCAUCGACUACGACAACAACACCUUCCUGAUGGACGGCGUGCCGUUUCAGUACGUCGCCGGUUCGUUCCACUACUUCCGAGCGCUGCCCCAAAUGUGGCAACCGAUUUUGCGAUCAAUGCGGGCCGCUGGCUUAACUGCAGUUACGACGUAUGUCGAAUGGUCCCUCCACAAUCCAAAGGAAAAUGUGUACACCUGGGACGGCAUGGCCGACAUUGAGCACUUCAUUGAGCUGGCUGCACAGGAAGAUCUGUACGUCAUCCUACGUCCCGGGCCGUACAUUUGUGCCGAGCGCGAUAUGGGCGGUUUCCCGGCUUGGCUCUUACAUAAACAUCCUGGUAUGCAGCUUCGUACGAACGAUGUCGCGUACCUCCGGGAGGUUCGGUCAUGGUACGCUCAGCUUCUGUCCCGCCUAGAACGGUUCAUGUACGGACACGGAGGCCCGAUCUUGCUGGUCCAGGUCGAGAACGAGUACGGUUCGUACUUUGCCUGCGAUCACAAGUACUUAAACUGGUUACGUGACGAAACGGAGCGCUACGUGAAGGGUAAUGCCGUGCUGUUUACCAACAACGGUCCGGGCCUGGAGAGCUGUGGCGCUAUCGAGCAUGUGCUGAGUACGCUGGAUUUCGGUCCGGGUACAGAGGAUGAGAUUAGUGGCUUUUGGACUCAGCUUAGAAAAACCCAGCCGAAAGGACCACUCGUUAACGCGGAGUACUAUCCGGGUUGGUUGACCCACUGGCAGGAACCUCAUAUGGCUCGUACCGACAUCAAAUCCGUUGUGGACAGUUUGGACUACAUGCUGCGUAACAAGGUGAACGUAAACAUCUACAUGUUCUACGGGGGGACCAACUACGGGUACACGGCUGGUGCGAAUGCCAUCGGUACGGGAAAGUAUGCGGCGGAUGUUACUUCCUACGACUACGAUGCUCCAUUGUCCGAGUGUGGCGAACCAACGGAUAAGUAUUUCGCAAUUCGUGAUACAAUUCUGAAGUAUUUCCCAACGCCGAACGUGUCCACUCCUACCAAAGCAAUCAAAAUGAAACUUCCAUCGAUCAAUCUGAUGCGACUAGGCAGUCUAUUGGAUCCUCCGGUGUUGCAGCAUCUCUCUCAGCAGAUAGUCACCAACAAGGCACCGAUGACAUUAGAGGCAUUGAAUCAAGUUUCUGGCCUGGUGCUCUACGAAACGCUCCUCCCCGAGGACAUCAAAACGGAUCCCUACAAGCUGACGGUAGAGGAAGUGCACGAUCGUGGCUAUGUGUUUGUGGACAAAAAGUUUAUCGGUGUUCUAUCGCGCGAGAACCUGAUCAAUACACUCCCGAUCGGGCUGGACGUGGGGCGUACCUUGCAGAUUGUGGUGGAGAACCAGGGUCGCAUCAACUUCGGCAUUUCGAACGACUUCAAAGGAAUUGUAGGAACGGUUUACAUUAACACCAGGGAACUGGUCAACUGGACCAUGUACGCCAUGCCGCUGGAAAACUUCCCUCCGAUCAAGCAACUCAUCAUGGAACGUCAGAAAGUUGCUUCGAUGAAAAAGGUCACCGAUGUUGGGAAAGGCGUGACCCCCAUGUCGCUCUUCUACGCCACGUUUGAUAUAGGAACUUCGACGCUCUACGACACGUACCUCGACCCGUCCGGCUGGGGAAAGGGUUUCAUUUUUAUCAACGGUAUCAACAUUGGACGCUACUGGCCCUCGGUGGGACCGCAGGUGACGCUCUACGUAUCGAAACAUAUUUUAAAGCAGAAAAAUAAUUAUCUUGCGCUCAUCGAGUACCAGAAAGACUGUGAAACGAUUCCGCAGAUAAAGUUCUCCUUAGCACCCCUAUUUAACUGA